CUAGUAUUUGUUUGCGAGCUUAAAUUUGAUUGAAUUCAUAUAAAUCAAAUGUGUUUUAUCUUAAUAAUUUAGUUUAUAGUUCUUGAAAGUAAAUGUAACUAUAGUGUUGAAGUGGAAAUUUUACAUUGUUUGUGGGUGCAAUGAACUUGUGUUUAAAUAUUACUUGGGCAACUCCAUUUGAAGGGGGAGUGUUGAAUUGGGAGUAUCCCAUAUUAGUUGUGUGUGUGAAUGUACUUGUAUUUUGUGGAUAUGUGACAGGCAUGAUUCCUCCAUUCGCCAUUUCAUAUAGAAUGAUAUCCAAGUUAACUCAAUUGAAUAAUCAUUUGGAAAGUAGAAGUACGAAAUUGAUUGAAAAAAUUCAUGACAUUAAAACUAUUCCGUCUUCAAGACAAUCAGUCGUUGCCGCUACUGUUGUUGAUGUUGUUGUUGCUUCCGCCGCUGCUGCAGUUGUCGUUGCCUCUGCACAUGGUUUAUCUUCUGCUACUACUGAUGCUUCUUUGCAGAGUUCAUCUUUCGCUGCUGCAGUCACCGCUGCCUCUGCACAUGCCUGUCCGUCUGCUCAUCCCUUCGCCAGUCCCUACGUCUGUCCCUCAGCCUUCCCGUCUGCCGGUCCCUACGCUGAUCCCUCAGCCUGGCCGUUCGUUCGUCCCUCUGCCGAUCCCUACGUUGGGCUAGUCGCCCCCCCUUUCUGGCGCCCUGCCCCUCCACUGUUCCUUCGGCUCCGACGAUCUGGCUUGCCUAUUCGGCAGUCAAACUCCCUGGCCCGACAGUCUCCCUCCCCGUCUGGUUGCCUCCCUCGCUGAAUCUGCAAUCUUCGAGUCAGCAGUGUCUAUCUUCGAGUGAUAUGCUUUCUUUAGUGCUUUUCUAGGCUGAGUCAAAUGAAAUUGGACUGCGGACUUUCGGUGCUAAUUAUGCUUUUCUACUCAAGUUUGAAGUAGGAAGUGCAUUACUUUAUGCACUUGCAUUUCUGAUUAUGUGCAUUCUUCUAAUGAAAAGUUUUCCAGUUUAUGUUUGUAGUGCUCACUUGGAAAUGAUGGCAACUUGAGUCAAUUGAGCCUAAUACAAGUUUAUAAGAAGUAAAAAGAGGACUACAUGAUAGAUGUGCUUAUGAAUUUUAUAAAAUUUACCUUCUAAAUUUGUAUUUACAUCAAACUUAGAUCUGUUUAAUUUUGUAUUAUUUUGUGUCAUUUAAUCGUCUCGUAUCUUAAA
Mercurialis annua (annual mercury) is the source of this 1209-nucleotide messenger RNA. RefSeq names its product putative pectinesterase/pectinesterase inhibitor 28. The record is from RefSeq and is a predicted model, not a curated record. Bases 141 to 803 code for a protein of 220 amino acids. The transcript is spliced from 2 exons. Lineage: Eukaryota; Viridiplantae; Streptophyta; Magnoliopsida; Malpighiales; Euphorbiaceae.